Exaiptasia diaphana is the source of this 4175-nucleotide messenger RNA. Its product is annotated as dual 3',5'-cyclic-AMP and -GMP phosphodiesterase 11A. Gene Ontology annotation, molecular function: 3',5'-cyclic-nucleotide phosphodiesterase activity; protein binding. The record is from RefSeq and is a predicted model, not a curated record. Gene Ontology annotation, biological process: signal transduction. Lineage: Eukaryota; Metazoa; Cnidaria; Anthozoa; Actiniaria; Aiptasiidae.
AUUAUUACACAGGACCCAGGUAGCACAUUACAGUUGUAAAUACAAAUUAUUAUUGCUUUGAAAAUAUUCAACUUUGCUUUUUGAAACCUCUGGGGAAGAUAGCUAAACAAGCAAACAAGACUCUUCCAUAUGGACAAGCCAAGAGGUUCCAAGCCAACAAGCUAUUCGGAGCAUUUGUAAUCGCACUUACCCAGUCUAGGUCAAGACCAUAUUUCAUUGAUUUUARGAAAGGUAGACACCUAUAAAUCUGCUCCUAAAAGAUUUUAGAUCAUCUACGGUUACUGGCGCUCCAAAGAGGCAGUCCAAGAAUUAUUACAGCGAUACCUUGGUGUGCGAUAUUUCGCAGCGUUUAUUUGUUUACAUUGGACAUACAUGCGCGAUCGACUGAUUGUUGCUGGAGAAGUUAGCGAGCCAAGUACAAGGGGAAAUCCAGAUCAUAUUUGAAUGCUUUCAUGAGCGAUGUUGAGGGAAACUCACAUCGUCUGUGUAUUAAGCAUGGGAACGCCAUGACUUUGACAUUUAAACAAGUUGAACAGUGGUUGGAUGAUCAUUAUGAUCUCGCUGAAGAUUACUUCGUUAGAAAAGCUUCUGUUCGAAUGGUCAAACUCUGGCAAGAAGCGAGUCGAGUUAGACAUGAAAAAGACAAAUCCAACAUAGAUGAAUCAACAAUUUCAUCGAUUAUUAGUGAUAAGGAAAGUGCUUUGAAGGCUAAACAAUGUCAUUUUAAUAAUUCUGUGGAGAUUUUAAAUUCUAACGAAUGUGAGGAGGAACGUGGAGAAGCGAGGCAACAUCGUCGACUAUCAGAGCCUCAUCGUCAGCCGACAACUCAACGCCAGUUCUCCGCUGACGAGCGAAAAAGACAACUUUUAUAUAGUAAAUCUAUUGCUUCAACUUUCUUCCAGUCUUUAGACUUGAAUUUGAGUACACUCAGUGAGUUUAAAGAAGAUAAAAUAAAGCUUUUGAAAAGCCCCCCACGACAAUUACGCAAAACCAAGUCGCUGCCUAAUUGUGGACAGCAACAUGUACUCGGGCCAUUGAUCGAGUCGAAAGUGCGUCUUCCGUCCUCCAAGAGCUUAAACAAGGAGUCCAAACUUGACUUGAAGAACAAUAAUGAACGGGAAUUUUUCUUUGAAAUCGUGCGAGAUAUUGCUAACGAUCUUGAUCUGAAAACCCUGAGCUAUAAAAUACUAGUCAAUGUAGGUAUUCUAACCAAUGCAGAUCGCUGUUCGUUGUUCUUAGUGGAAGGACCAAAGGGAAAACAGUGGCUUGUAUCGAAAGUGUUUGAUGUUCAAGUUGGAUCAACGAAUACUCCAGCACCCAAGGAGGCAAUCGACCACCAGCGAGAGAUUAGAGUACCGUUUGGAGUUGGMUUGGUUGGUUAUGCAGCAGCUACAGGCGAGACGGUCAACAUUCCCGAUGCAUAUGCGGAUCCUAGGUUUAAUCAAGAUGUUGAUAAGCAAACAGGUUACCAUACUAAGAGCCUGCUCUGUAAACCAGUCAAGAAUAAUGAAGGUUGUUGGAGUGGCACAGAUAAUAAACAAGAAUCCUGGAGGGGUACCAUUUACAAAAGAAGAUGAAAAGGUCUGUGACAUGUAUCUGACAUUUUGCGGAAUAGGAAUUACAAAUGCCAAGCUUUUUGAAUUAUCAGCAAUAGAGUUUAACAGAAAUAGGGCAUUGCUAGAACUAGUUCAUGACAUAUUUGAGGAGCAAACUUCACUUGAAAAAGUUGUACAUAAAAUUAUGAAGCGUGCUUUGGGAUUGCUGAAAUGUGAGAAAUGCUCUGUGUUGCUUCUUGCUCAACCAGUGUUAGGCAACAGUUCAGCUGAACAUCGUGCGCAGGAACUCAGGUUUUCUAGUGUUUUCAACCUAAAGGUCACAUCUCAAAAGAACCCCGGAAGUACAACGUACAGUGAGGGUCAUGAUGACAGGUCCUUCACAAGUCGGAUUGCUAAAUUUGUCUCUGCCGUUGGAAAGACUAUAAUUAUCCCUGAAGCUCUUCAAGAUGUGCGAGUCAGAAAAAUUCUUUCCGAUUCCUCUGAUGGUGACAAGAAAGAUUUCACAUCCAUAUUAUGCAUGCCAAUCAGAAAUAACAAGUUUGAAAUUAUCGGAGUUGCUGAAGUUAUUAACAGAUUGGACAAGAAACCUUUUGAUGAGAACGAYGAGACUUUAUUCGAGGCUUUUGCUAUUUUCUGUGGUCUUGGAAUCCACAACACCAUGAUCUACGAUCAGAUGGCUCGAGCCAAGGCCAAGCAGCAAGUUGCAAUAGAGGUUCUUUCCUAUCAUGUUGCUGCAAAAAAGUCUGAGGUCGAAAAAAUAGUGACGUCGCGAAUCCCAACAGCUGAAGAAAUCAACUUGUUUAGUUUUACUUUCGAUGACUUUUCACUUGCUGCAGAUGAAAUGUUAAUAGCUUCUAUUAGAAUGUUUCAAGAUAGUGGUUUUAUCGAGGARUUUCACAUUGAUUAUGAGACUCUUGGUAGAUGGAUAUUAACAGUCAAGAACAAUUACCGUAACGUCAUCUACCACAACUGGCGUCACGCAUUUAAUGUCGCGCAAUCCAUGUUUGCAAUGCUGCAGACAGGAGAUAUGAAAAGUUAUCUUACAAAGCUAGAGUGUUUAGGACUUAUCGUUGGCUGUCUCUGUCACGAUCUUGACCACAGGGGGACCAACAAUGCGUUCCAAGCUAAGACCGAUACUCCUCUGUCGAAGCUUUAUGGGACGUCAACUAUGGAACAUCAUCAUUUUAAUCAUGCUGUCAUUAUUCUGAGUACUGAGGGUCACAAUAUCUUCCAACGUCUAUCAGCCGACGAAUAUAGACAAGUAAUUAGCUAUAUUAAACAUUCGAUUCUAUCGACCGACCUUGCUGUUAAUUUCAAACAGAGGCCCAGGUUUUUCUCUCUAGUUGAUAAUGAACAGUUUGAUCCUAAUAAUAUGGACCACAGGGACAUGCUAAAAGCGAUGAUGAUGACUGCUUGUGAUCUGAAUGGAACCACAAAACCAUGGGAUAUUCAGAGAGAAGUCGUUAAUCUUGUAACUCGGGAAUUUUUCGAACAAGGUGAUAUMGAGCGAGAGAGGCUUAAUGUAGAACCAAUGGCGAUUAUGGAUCGACAAAGAAUCGACGAACUUCCGAAAAUGCAAGUUCAAUUCUUCGAAUCGACAGGAAUCCCAGUUUUUAAGGUUCUUUCCAAGGUUAACAAAAAACUUGAACCACUCGCAGACGGAGCYGAAAGAAACAAAWCUCGAUGGCAUGAAAUCAACGAGUCAAGAAAAAAAGCCGUCAAGUCGUGACAUCAGGGACAGAUGGCAUAUUAUUUAUUCAAUCUCUCUCAACGAGUUUAAAGCAGAAAGUCAAACUAGAGAACGGUUUUGAAUGGAUUGCCAAAUACGUGAAACAGAGAGAAAGUCUUCAAAGAAUUGCUGUUUUAAGCCUGGGAGUUUMAGAUGACAGUAUUUUCUCUUAAAAGUCUUACCAAUUCUACGGGAUCAGAUUGAAAGGAUACAAAGAACUGUUGCGACCGUCUAUUUCAAAGCUCUCUUUGACUAUAAUGAAUUCUUAGGAAAGUUUUACUUUCCCUGUCAACACCUUAAUGACUAGACGCYUCUCUAAAAUAACCUUGGAUCCCAAUUCAAYGUCCCCUGCUGAUUCUUCGCUURUGACCGCGUUAGUAUGCAAUUUUUCACUGGACUAUGGAAGUCUGACUUAUUCUCCUAUCAGCCCAACUUCGUCCUUCAACAGCUUAUUGAACGCUAGUGCAUUGCAACUUUGMUUUCUCAAACCAACAUCCCAUGCUAACAUCUCAAUAAGCAACAGAAAACAAAUUGUUGGAACAUUGUGUCAAUGGAACAUUCUCUUUAUGCAGMAAUGGAAAAGAAAGAUAGACGGCGCCGGAUUUCUAUACAAGCUUAGAAUAUGUUCAAAUAUCAAACUAAAGAAAGCAAGUAAGCCUGGACUAUUUGCAAUGAAGGUAAAAAGUUCCAAAGGGAAUAACGGUAUACAGAAUAUACAACGUUUUUAUCAAGAUUCGAGUUAUGUGUACGGGGGAUUUUAACUUAUAGUUUCAUUAAAUUUCAGUGUAACGAGUAUUUAGAUUAUAGGCAUUUCGUGAUUGUCAGGUUUGUUUUGCAUGUAAUGUAUAUGUGGUGAAAUGUGCUAUUAAAAAUGCUAGUUUGUUGUCAUG